Rosa chinensis is the source of this 258-nucleotide messenger RNA. Its product is annotated as transcription factor MYB3R-5-like. The transcript has 4 exons. The record is from RefSeq and is a predicted model, not a curated record. The annotation marks the transcript as partial. NCBI's taxonomy places the organism in Eukaryota, Viridiplantae, Streptophyta, Magnoliopsida, Rosales, Rosaceae.
UGCAGGAGGAUUACUGGUCCUAUUAGGCGAGCAAAGGGUGGUUGGACUCCACGGGAGGACGAUACAUUGAGGAAUAAUGCAGUUGCAAAGUUUAAGGGGAAGAACUGGAAGAAAAUAGCUCAAUAUUUUCCAGAUAUAUCAGAAGUACAAUGUCUACAUUGGUGGCAGAAGUUUCUAAAUCCAGAACUGUAUGAAGCUUCUAAACCCAGAUCUAAUUCAAACAACGGGUUUACAUGCACUUGGUCUUCCAGUCGAUAG